AUGUCCACUUGGGCUGCCAGUCAGGACAUCGAUGGCGGCGGCUCCAUCUCCACUUCGGAGCUUGGAACGGCGAUGAGAGCACUAGGCGCGUGCCCCAGCGAUGAGGAGCUACUGCAGUGGAUCAAUGAUGUGGACAAGGACGGCAAUGGCGAGCUCGACUUUCAGGAGUUCCUCAACCUCAUGAGCAAGAUGGUCGGCAGAGAUCCCUACGAAGAGCUGAGCGACGCGCUCAAGGUCUUCGACAGACAAGGGGACGGCCACGUCAGCGUGAAGGAGCUGAAGCACGUGCUCACACGCAUGGGGGACGUCUUGACAGCGGAGGAGGCGGGCCCCAGGUUGACGAGUGGCUGGUGUCUGCUGAAGUGUCGGCGGAGGGCCAAAUUAACAUUGACCCUCGGCGCUUCCUUCGCCUAG
Molecule: messenger RNA, 414 nt
Organism: Symbiodinium natans
Lineage: Eukaryota; Dinophyceae; Suessiales; Symbiodiniaceae
Source: the annotation of a GenBank genome assembly